GCAACUUCCGCCCUGCCGCUCCAAGGAGCUAGCCGAUUGGGCGUGCGGGCGAGGGCCCGCCUUAGCAUGCCCUGCCAUUGGACGACGCCCGUGUCAGUCUCGCGACAGGGUUUCCGGGUCCCUUGGCGCUAAAAACAAACUGGAAGUUGCGAGCUUCCAGCUAGCCGGGAACGUAUUGGUGGGCUUUUGCGCGCCAGGCUUUUACGUGCCUUUUUUGUUAUGAAAAUGGCCUUGGUGGACAUUUUGAGUGCUUCCCCGAAAGGGAGGUGACGUUCAUCGCAGUGCGGAUGUGUUCUGCGUGCGAGCUCAAAGCUCUCAAAACAGCCCAUUUUCCAGGUAUUUGUUGUGGAACCAGGGCCCUCACAGGCUGGGCAAGCAUGCUGCCACACAGCUGCAUCCCCGGGCUUCUUUUUUUCUUAUUUGUUUAUUCUGAGUAAUUAUUCUCCCACUCAAUUGAGCAGGCAGCCUUUCAACUUGCAAUUCAUCUGCCUCAACUAACCUAGUAAUGGCAUCACUCCCCUGAGGCCUCUGGGCCAAGCACGUGAUGAAAUGUUUAUGCUCAAGUUAAUCUGCUUAGUUAUGCCAGAGUCUGUACUAAAUUCUGGGUGUUAUUAUCAAAGCAUAUAGUUAAGCAAGUUUCGUUUAUCCAUUAGCCCAGACUAUGUUGUUUGGCCUUGUGAUUUUAUUUUAAUCUAACUGUAUGAUAGGUCUUAAAUUCCUGGCUUGGCUGGUAGAAAUUACACCCAAUGGAGCAGCCCACCUUUUAGCAGGUGUGUAGCUGUUACUGGUUCAUUCAGUUAUUGAAUACUUAAGUCACGUUGUGUAAUAGUGUGUGGAAUAUAGGACUAAAACAAUAAAGUUAAUAGUUAAAUGCUAUCCUGUUCCAUAGGAAACGCUAAUAUUCCAUUUAAGAGCGACAUUUAACUGAUAACCUCAUAUGUGGUAGAUAAAAAUAAGAGUCACUAGAUCUUGGGUGUUAGGGAAAGCCUCGUUAAACUCUCUUUUCAACUGAAUGCCCAAAAGACACAGCUCUGUAAAAGCCCCAAGACCAUUGGAACCAUUAACGUGUCCUAAAAUGCUAGAGUGAAAACCAGAUCUAAUCCAGGAUGAGAAGUCCAAACCAGCAUCAGUUCCAAGUGGUUGGGACAGUGCAGAGAAACUUCAUCAUUUCCAAGCCUUUCUGCUCACCUUCUCAAACCUGAUUCUAUAUUAAAUCUCAGCAUCACAGGGAGCAUGCCUCUCUCAGCUUCCUGCUUCACUGCUGCUGUGCUUACCUCCUGCUGCGGGGGCCUCCUCUCCAUGGUGGACUCUUGCCCCUCUGGAACCCUGGAACCGUGUUAGGAGUGGAUAAAUGAUGUGCACUGCCCUGAGCCCCAAGGUUCGCAGCGGACCGGGCCUGUCUGAUAUGCAUCAGUACAGCCAGUGGCUGGCCAGCAGACAUGAAGCUAAUUUGCUGCCGAUGAAAGAAGACUUGGCCUUGUGGUUAACCAAUCUAUUAGGGAAAGAGAUAACAGCAGAAACCUUCAUGGAGAAGUUGGAUAAUGGUGCCUUGCUCUGUCAGCUUGCAGCAACUGUGCAGGAGAAAUUCAAAGAGAGCAUGGAUGCCAACAAGCCUGCCAAGACUCUGCCACUGAAGAAGAUUCCCUGCAAAGCCAGUGCACCCUCGGGCUCCUUCUUUGCCCGAGACAACACAGCCAAUUUCUUAUCCUGGUGCCGGGACUUGGGGGUGGACGAAACAUGCCUUUUCGAAUCUGAAGGCCUUGUUCUGCACAAGCAGCCCCGAGAAGUGUGUCUCUGUUUGCUAGAGCUUGGCCGGAUCGCAGCCAGGUAUGGUGUGGAGCCUCCUGGUCUGAUAAAGCUGGAAAAAGAAAUUGAACAAGAAGAGACACUUUCUGCCCCGUCUCCUUCGCCUUCUCCUUCGUCCAAGUCUUCAGGAAAGAAGAGCACUGGGAACCUACUGGAUGACGCAGUAAAACGAAUCUCUGAAGACCCUCCCUGCAAGUGCCCAACUAAGUUCUGUGUGGAGCGGCUCUCUCAAGGUCGAUAUCGAGUGGGAGAGAAGAUCCUCUUCAUCAGGGGUCUGCAUAGUUGUGCCUAUGUCUCCACAGCCAAAGCGAAGCAGACCCUGAAGAUGCUGCACAACAAGCAUGUGAUGGUCCGCGUGGGAGGAGGCUGGGAGACCUUCGCAGGCUAUCUGCUCAAGCAUGACCCCUGCCGCAUGCUGCAGAUCUCCCGUGUGGACGGCAAAACAUCCCCUGUCCAGAGCAAAUCCCCAACCCUGAAGGACAUGAAUCCAGAUAACUACCUGGUGGUCUCUGCCAGCUACAAGGCUAAGAAGGAGAUUAAAUGAAACUGGUCCCUGAAAGGGGACCCAUGCAAUGGCCUGUGUCCAUUCUACCGUGUAGCCAAUGUAGUUCACAUGCUCUGAGAGCCACACACAUCAUCAGGCAGGAAAGGUCUCAAAAGGUAGCACUAUUUAUUUUUAAUGCAUCUGUAGAACUUCGCCUAAGGGAACAAAAUUCUAAACUCAGAACAAAAUCAGACAAAUUGUAAGCAAAUCAUUAUUUUUCAAUAUGUGAACAUAGUAUUUAGAACAAACCGUAUUAGGAACUCCGUUCUAGUUACAGCCAUUGGAGGUGAACAUGCCUAGGAGACUGUAUUUAGCAUGUAUGGAUAGGUCAACAGAAAGUGCCUGCUGUAUGUCUAUGAGCUAAAGCACCCCAGACACUUUUAUAAUGGGAUUUUAUAGCUAUUUUUUACAAGAUGACAAUGUGAUAAUGUGCUACUAAAGUUGUCCAGCAGCACUAUACAGUACAGAGAGUCUUCACAGCCAUAAUACUUAACUGGAAGGGCCACUUCAGAGAUGUUUACAUUCACUUGCAAGAUUGCCUUAAAGUUCAUCUCUGAUCCCUGACCAAACCAACCUCUGGGGUGCUUUGGAUGUUGCCUGUGCAGCCCCUUAGGAAUAGCAGGUAUCUUUCACACACCGACACACACACACACACACACACACACACACACACACACACACACACACACACACAGGAGCUAUGUUUAGGAUCACUUAGUGAAAUUCACAUGUAUAAGCUGGCAUACAUUCACAUGUUGAUGUGCAGACCGCACAGUCAAAUGUUCAUCAGCUUUGUGAUUUUGUUUAUUUCAAGCAUUUUCUUAUUAAAAUAUAUCCUAGUUAGUCCUAUUCUGCUAUGCUGUCUCAUGAAGUAAAUUCACUGUAGUGAAUGAUGUUACAGACUUGUAUACCCAGGACAGGGCUGUUUUGUACCAAUGAACAGCAAGAUAUUGUCCACACUGAUUUAAGAAUUAAAAAUGAAAAAUUUAAAAAAAAACACACA
Molecule: messenger RNA, 3353 nt
Organism: Peromyscus maniculatus bairdii (prairie deer mouse)
Lineage: Eukaryota; Metazoa; Chordata; Mammalia; Rodentia; Cricetidae
Source: RefSeq, a predicted model, not a curated record